Molecule: messenger RNA, 3624 nt
Organism: Achroia grisella
Lineage: Eukaryota; Metazoa; Arthropoda; Insecta; Lepidoptera; Pyralidae
Product: OTU domain-containing protein 7B-like
Exons: 9
Coding region: 214-1992 (592 amino acids)
Biological process (GO): protein deubiquitination involved in ubiquitin-dependent protein catabolic process; protein K11-linked deubiquitination; protein K48-linked deubiquitination
Cellular component (GO): nucleus; cytoplasm
Molecular function (GO): DNA binding; cysteine-type deubiquitinase activity; K63-linked polyubiquitin modification-dependent protein binding
Source: RefSeq, a predicted model, not a curated record
UUUGUUAGUACUUUGUAUAUUCGUCUAUGGAUUUUCGCACUUUACUCGUGCAGUAGAAAGUGGUCUAUUUGUAAAUAUUGUAAAAUUGUAAAUAACAAUUGUGUUUUACGUUUUUUGAUCUGAACAGUGAUUUUUCACAACUGUUAAAGUAUUUUAUGGAUCGAAAUCGCCUGGAAACAGCUUCUGGAUCCCUAAAAGGAUACCUAAUUUGAGAUGGUGAUGGAAGCAGAUCCUAUUGCUGGAAAACGUACCGAUGAAAGGGGCCCGGGAACGUCGCUGAGGCCGCGGGCGGGGGGUGACGUCAUUACCGCAGACCGAUCCGUUACUGUCAGCUCGUUGGACCUCACAAUGCCAUUCACAGCGCCCUCUAAUCUAGUACUCACACCGGCACCCGAAUGCCGCAAGUUAUCCCGCGGGAUAUCUCGCGCGACAGACAAUGAGGGGCUCGUCUGGGCGCUUCGCAGUAACACUGAACCUGAACCUAACACCCUCAGCUCUGAUCACAUACUUCUGUUACCAGAUAUCUCUGUUUAUCCACCAGAUUUCAGAACAUUCAUAGAAAAGGAUCUCCUGGAGACAGCUACACUGGUGACUCUCGAGUCAGCUAGUAUCCUCAACUGGUGGCGUCACGGCCGAGUGCCCGGCGCUCCAAGACUACUCCCGCUGGCAACAUCGGGUGAUGGCAACUGUCUCCCUCAUGCAGCUUCACUGGCAGCUUACGGUUUCCACGACAGACUCCUCGCGUUGAGGACUAAAGUACAGGCAUUGUUGUCUGGGGAGGGUGGUGAUGUACUUACAAACGCCAUAAAGCGGCGGUGGCGAUGGUCGGAGAGCUUCGCGCUGCGGUCGGCGGGGCUGACGCCGUCGGAGGCGGAGUGGGAGCGCGAGUGGGCGGACGCGGUGACGGCGGCGUCGGCCGAGCCGCGCCCGCGCCCGCAGCCCAGCGCCGCGCCGCACUACACCGGCCUCGACCAGCUGCACGUGUUCGCGCUCGCGCACGUCAUGCGCCGCCCCGUCGUCGUCUUCGCUGAUGUCGCGCUUAGGGAUUUCCGCGGCGACCCCAUUGCUCCUAUACCUUUUGGGGGCGUGUACUUACCUCUAGAACUGGAGCCUGAAGUGUGCAGUAAAGCACCAAUACUGUUAGCGUACGAUGCUGGCCAUUUCUCCGCACUAGUUCCUUGCGAACCGCUGCCAACAGAUGGCGCGAGAGUGCCAUUAGAAGACCAAGCGGGAAACGCUAUGCCUAUAAGGUUCAAUGUGGACCCGGGUGAAGAGUUCAGAUGGGACAUGGAACCUGACCAAAAGACAAUCAACAACCUUCUCCCUGACGAGUACCAGCGCUCUGCAAUGUUGGCAGCAUAUCUCGACCUCGAGAGGGUUGAAUGCCUCACCCAACACCAGCCACCCGAAGAUCUGCGCAGAUCCCUCGAUGCUUUAUCGACUAAAAGCUCGAAGCAGAUGAACUCUGUAGCAAAACAAUUUGGGAGCAUUGGUCGCUCUAUGAGCAGCAAAAUUAAAAAGAAUUUCGGAUCUAUGGCUAAAUUGACGGGAAAGAGCAGUGGGAGCCAGAGUAAUCCUGAAGAGGGGUUGAUAAGGAGACAGUCCACGUGUGAAGUGCUGUGUUGCAGGGUGUUGGCCGCUAGAGCUCCAGUACAGGAGGAAAUGGUCAAAAAUUAUCUCAAUGAGGCUUGGAUCGGGUACACCGCCGAAAAGAACCGCAAAGAAAUCGAACCCGGCGCGCCGCGAUACGGAACCGGACGCUCGCAGUUCUACGCAGAACCAGACCGGACGAACGGCGAACGGGCUUCGUCUAAAACGGGUGGCACCGGGGCAGAAGGCACGCUGAGGCGAGACCGUACGCUGUAUUUGAGCAAAUCCACAUUUUAUGAUGACCGCCCUCCCUCCCCUAAACCGUGUCGCGCGCCGCUCUGUAUGUACUAUGGGAGCCCUGCCAAUGGGGAUUACUGUUCGCGCUGCGCUCGUUUGCAGUGACGUCCCCAUGCGGCAUUCUUACAGCAAAAAUCUACCAUGCUUCCGUCACUUCACAAUAUGCAAACCGAUGCCUUUGGUAAUUGAAUAAUAUUCGAUUCUAUAUUUUUUAAAUAUUAUUUGAAAAGUAUUGUAGCGAUCUGAAACGUUAAGUAUGUUUGCUACCGAAAUCUCACGUCAGCGAUAAAUUUUCAAAGCCUUUUAAUAAAAAAAUAUUUUUUAUGUAUGAAUAUGAAAUAUUCCACCCACUUGUUUUUCCUUAAUUGACAUUACUCGGCUUGGAUUGUGAUGAACUAUUGUGUGAACACUCUUAAUAGGGAAGGUAUUACUUGAGUAAUAUCUAUUUACCUCUGUUAUUGUAAAAUAUUGGCAGUAAUGGAUAAAUACUAUUGGUGUAUAGUAAUAACAAUAAUAUAACACUUAUAUCUUUUAAGUAGGCGGAAUACAGGCAGACACAAACAAUUUUGUGUUUUCCUUCUUCUAAACUAUGCAGAUUUUGACAUAGCUUUCACUGUCACUUAUAGGAUUUCUUCCAGAAGUUUAUAUGUGUAAACCACACCGUGCGAAGUCGGGGCUAAUUAGUAGUAAUAUAAAGAUAAGUCACCGUACCAGUUUAUAAUCAAAAUCCUGGUGUAAGCUGUUCCAAUGAAUUUCGUCUUCGAUAGAAACAAGUUAGUUACUUCCUCGCGUGUUUUGUGUAAAUGUCUACCUGCGCGUUUGGUCUUAGACAGAAAUAAAAAAAACAAUUUUCAUUCAACUACUAUUUUUUGCACAGAUAUUGACUGCAUAUUUCUUCAACUUUGACAAAAUUUCAAUUCUGAGUUCCUAGAAAUAUCUCUAUUUCGUGAAAUAAAGAAUCAUUAAAAUAGUGUUACAGAUGAUAUUUCAGUGUUAGUGAUUUGCUACGAAUGAUAUAGCUUAUGUAAAAUCAAGCCAAGUGUGAGGCAAUGAAAGUAGUAGUAGUGGUGGCACUUGUAGUUUUCUUACAAAAUUAAGUACUUAUAUAAUUUUUCUCUAUAUUUGUGAUUUUUAUUUUUUUUUAUAUCUGAGUUUUGUUUUCUAAUUAUUAUAAAAUUUUAAAUUCUUUAGAAUUUAGGAGUAUGGUUAAGUUAUUAACAUUGUAACUUUUUUUAUAUUGAAACAAGGCUAUCUUUAUCCAGCAACGACUGUUGCACUAAUAUAAUUUAAACUAGAUUGACUUAGGUUAUCAAUAAGUAUUAACAUAGCACGAAUCAUGUAAGGUACUUACCCCCUAUCAUUACGUCAUAAAAUGACCUUGUUAUUUAGUUCAUAAAAUCGUUUUAUAAUUAUUAAUCAUGUUUCGUUCACCUAAAACAUGUACAUUAGUUAUGUAUGAGCUUACUGUCUUACACAAAGAUAUUCACUUAGGGAACAAUCCAUAAAUCACGUCAUACACUACAGGAGAGGGGAGGCUUAAUGUAAAAAAAAAACAAAAUGAUAACUAUUACAAUUGAAGCGGAGGUAUCUAAUGUGUGUGACGAGUGAGAGGUGCUGAGAAUUUUUAAUAAGGAAAAUACGGAGAUAAAUUAAAAUGCGACUAAUAUCACAACGAUAUGUCAAAAAAUAUGAUUAUAAAAUUCAAAAAUUAUAUAAAAACCUAUCAAUGAGUUCGCU